Messenger RNA from Helicoverpa armigera (cotton bollworm), 4595 nucleotides. RefSeq names its product centrosomal protein of 120 kDa. The record is from RefSeq and is a predicted model, not a curated record. Gene Ontology annotation, biological process: interkinetic nuclear migration; centrosome cycle; positive regulation of centriole elongation. The transcript has 20 exons. Lineage: Eukaryota; Metazoa; Arthropoda; Insecta; Lepidoptera; Noctuidae. Gene Ontology annotation, cellular component: centriole; centrosome. The coding region runs from base 108 to 2726 and encodes 872 amino acids.
AGCAACACCACUAUUGAUGUGUCAACUUUGAUUUUGGAAAGCAAUGUUUACAGUUGCUUUUGAUUUGAAUUUUUAUAAUUUUUUGUUGUAUUUCGAAUAAAAUAUAAAUGGACGAGUUACGGGGACCGAAUAUUCAGAUUGUCCUGCACGUAAAAGAGGGCUUAGGUUUUGGGUUUCUGCGGUCUCCGUUUAUAGUGAGUGGAUCCCUCAAUGGAUAUAUGUUAGAGACGGACCCUGUAGUACCUUCACAUGCCCCUAUUUUUGACGCCGAACUUGUUUGGGAAGCUGACAAAAGAAGGUUUCGAAGUUUACGAGUACAGAAUGUGCCAGUCAAGGUUGAGGUGCACACGAUGGGCACUCAGGGACGUAAGGACAAAGUGGGGUACCUUCUACUGAGCCUGCUAGGCGCUCAGCCGUGCCCCUCUCAAAGGAAUAUAGAAGUAAAACACUCAUGGCACAGACUCCUUGGUGUAAAGUCUGAAGGCAAAUGCUGUCAUCCACAAUUGCUGAUGAGCCUCUCCGUCGAAGAUAGAAUAAACACACCAACUCCUAGAAACGAGCUACGGAUGUUCCACAGCAAUGAGGUAGCAUUUCCAGCUGCCUGCUUAGCUUCUAAUCCUCCCACUGCUAAAUCUAUGUUGAUGUCUUUGAAAGAAUACAUAUCAGAAAGUAAGAGGGUAGUAUCAUCACCGGACCUUAUACCGCAACUCUUGUGUGACGAGGGACUCAUAAGGAUUGGCGCGGGAAAACAACUGUUUGUGCUCAGCUUUGUGAUUGGUGCUGUUGAGAAUCUAGAUUUGUUGUUACCAGACCGAAAUGCGAAUAGAGAAGUGAACUGCUACGUCACAUAUUCUGUAUUCACUCACAACAUUAGCACGGAUAGGGUAGCAGCAUCUCUGAGCAGUAACGGCGGUUCCCACGUGCAGUUCAACCAGCGCACAUCGCUCCGGCUGGCGUCAGACUUGGCGACACUGAGUCGGUACUUUGCUGAGUGUCCACAUCUGGUCACUAGGGUCUGUGCUGCUGAGAAUGAUGUUGGCAUCUGCAGCAUGGAUCUCCGCAAGCUAAUCCCCACAGAAGACAUUCAGCACUUUGUGGACAAGUUCUGUAACAGUGACGGCGCCCUCACCAUACACGAGAGAUGUUUUAUACUGAGAUGUGACGAUACACCUGCUUUAGACUACGGUCGAAGACCAUUUGUUGAUGUGGAAAUGUCUCUCAAGUAUGUUGGUGUUAAACAAGAAGUACAGAAGAAACCCAACAACCUGACGGCUCGCAGCGCCACUCACCUGGAGAGCGGGCGGCGGCGGGAGGCGGCUCCGCAGGAACACAUCCUGGACUUCCGCGCCGGCAGCUGCACCAACGUCGCGAGGGAUGUGGGAGGAGUUGCUUAUACUAACCUCUCCGCUACUAAUACCGCUAGAUACAAAACAGCAUCGGGCGACACAGUACUACAAUCCAACGAGAUAGCAGAACUGAUAAAGAAGAUGUACGAAUCCUUGACAGUCAGUCAGGAGUUGUUGCAGACCCGCGUCAGACCCACCACUGCUGACAUGCAGGUCCAGUGUGAUACUGACGCCGUGCCCCACUGUGCUAGUGACACCCUGUUGACGUGCCGUAGUGAGAAUAAGCCAGAAAAAUUGGAGACAAGCAAGAGUGACACCUGUAUUACACAUAACGAGAAAGACAUGGUGAAGAUGACGAUCCCAGCGUUAGAGCGCGACGCCAUCAUGCAGAAGUUUGUAGACGAGCUCGAGGACUGGAAGGAGAAACAACAGGAAAUGUUUAAAAGUCAGUUAAAACGCAAAGAAGAAUAUCAUCUAGAACUUCUAGCCAAAGAAUGGGCUAAAAAGCAAGUGGAACUAGAAUGUAAACUAAGUAAAGGCAUAGAGCAAUGUCGCAACUUGGCUGCUGACCUCAGCCGCGCUACCGACGACUUCCGGCUCCGCGGGUACCGGAACACUGAUAGGGAGAAAAAGCUGCACGAAGCGAAGAAGGCUCUAGAAUCUCACUACACUGCCAAGUACCAGGAACUACGUGAAGCCUCGCAGAAGAUGGAGGACGACAUGAACCAUCAGCUCAAGCUGAAGGAUAUGAGGGUCGAAGAGUUAGAGGUUAAGGUGCAGCAGCUGCAGAAACAAGUGGAGUUAUUGAAGAACAAUAUAAAGAACACUGAAAAGGAAUGUGAGAGCCGAUAUUCAGGCCUUACAAAGGAUCAAACUGCGAGUCUCAUACAAGAACUGCGUUACCUAGAAGAGAAGUUAGACAGUGCGGUGCAGUCCAAGUCGUUCUUCAAGGAGCAGUGGGGCCGCGCCGUCAGAGAACUGCAUCUCGUCAAGCUGUCCACGCGCAGGCAGAUGCUGACACAGCUGCAGGAGGACAGGAAACAACUGGGGGAGAUGGGAUUGGAGCCAAUAGAAGACCAAGAUGAAAACAGCGUGAAUUCAAUUCCAGUUGACUUGAAGAAGUUGAAGGACGAUUUCUACGUGGACAUACUCGCUAACACGCCGGCACUCAACACGCAUUCUAUUAUAAAUCCGGCCGGCCCAGAUGAAUUAGGAAUGUAUAAUGAUCUCAAGAACGCCCCAAAAAAUCCGAUGAACGAGAGAAUAAACGAGUUGAUAGCGCAACGCGACCGUCUAGUGCAACAAGACAACCCGGACGAAGAUUUGCUCAAACACCUGAACCAUGAAAUACGAAGUUUACUACUUAACUGUGGUACUUGACCGUAGAUUAUAUUGUCAUUAUAUUUUUCAGUUAAUGGGGUCGGGAUAAGUAUGGGCUAUACUAUUAUAUGGAACCCUACAAUGAGCGUGGUCCGACACGCUCUUGGCUGGUUUUUAUAAUGUAUAUGUAAUUAUGUUCUAAACAAUUAAUACUCAGUAGUGCUGUGCUUUUGAAAAUAAGGCCCAGACAGACCUCAAAGCUCUAAACAACCAAUAAAAUUUGGAUGUUCUACUGAGCGGAGAUAAAAAAUACCGUCUUCAAUAGUACACCUAAAACCUUCACGUAAGUCUGACAAAAAAUGUGCUGGAAACUGCAUUGAAAUAUGUUCAGCCAAAUGUAAGAUAAUCGCACACAAACACAUAAUUUUAGAACCAUUUAUUUAAUUCUAAAUAAUUAUUGAAUUCUACUUCCUACUAAUGAUAUAAAUGUGAAAGUUUGUGAGAAUUUAUGCCAUUGAUGUAUGUUUGUAAUUCUUUCACGCAAAAAUGGCAAAUUGGUAAGUAGAGGUAGAUAGUUGUAUAUACCCUAUAUACCCUGGAUUAACACAUGGUCUACUUUUCAUCAACACAUCACGCGGGCGAAGCCGCGAGCGGAAACUAGUAUACUUAUAAUUUGCUUGAACUAAGGAUUUGUUUGAAUAUCGAAAUUCUAUUGAUUGUUUAAAACCACCGCUUUGGUGGAGUCUGGGCCUAAAUAUUUGUAUACCCCUAAUGAUGUAAUAUCAAUAUACAGUAUACUGAAGUAUGCUCCAUUCAAGUAGGCACUAAACUAAAGGUAAACAGUUUUAAUAUGACUUUUUAUACAAAUACAUAUUAAACAAAUGAAGUGCUCCUUAAAAUAAUGAGUCAAUUGAUUAAAAUACUAGUUAUAGUUAUAGUAUUCCAAUAGAUUUUUAGCAGCAUUUUAUUUUUAAACUGAGUUUUUUAAAUAAAAAAUCAAAUCUAGAUUGUCUAUGUUUAGAUAAGUGCUUACUCAAAGGAGUGUAAUGCAGUGUUUGCCUGGAGUAUAUGUUAUAAAAGGGUUUCCUUAAAUAUAGCAUUAUUACAUUGUGCCAUCAAAAUUCUAACGCAUAUUUGUAGUCUCUCAAAAUGCAAAUGAAUUUAGAGAUAGAUUACGCUAGAUAUAGUAGAGUGUCGAUUAUCUGAACUAAUUGGGGGAAUAGUUGUUCAAAUAUCCUGAUUUGAUUCAAUAAUCGUUUUGAUAUAUGUAGUUCUAUAAUCUUUCGCGACUUGUACACAUAUUUAUACACAAUCGGACUUAUAAUAAUAUUGUAAUUAAGUGCCGAUUCUGUAUAACUUAUUGUGGAUGGAUAGCGAUACAGACAUUCAUUUUUAUAUGAAAGUGAAUCAAAGCUAUGUUUGUAUCCGAAUUUCGCUAUCCUAAAACACCUACUAGCCUCUAACAAUGAAAUCUCGUAUGUAGGCCUAUAUAGGCUUAUGUAGGGCUGAAAUAUGUAGGCACGUUCAUAUCGAUUACGGAUAACCGAUCGUUCGAAUAAUAAUUCACGCUCCAAUGUAACUUGAAUGUUUGUUGUCUAGUUACGGCAAAUCCCACGAAGGCAAGUCCUUAAAAUUAGCGCCAGUAAAAUAGAAAGAUACAAAGGAAAAAAAUCUGGUUGUGGGAAAUGUAACAUAGACAAUUUGCGAUAUAUUUCUCUAUGGUCUUCUCAAACAAGGGGUAGAAAAUUGGGACUCAUAAUACCAUUUAUUUUAAUUAAAAUCGUAAGAUAUUGAUGUUAUUUUUAUCAUGUUUCUUUAACUUGUAGUUAUUAUAAAUAAGAUUUGUUAAAACACAUUUUGUGACUGAUAAAUGAUAAUGUAACAUAAAGAACAAUUUUGUUGCUGAAUAAAAUUUUUGGAAUUGUUGAA